Haemonchus placei is the source of this 537-nucleotide messenger RNA. The record is from the annotation of a GenBank genome assembly. Lineage: Eukaryota; Metazoa; Nematoda; Chromadorea; Rhabditida; Trichostrongylidae.
AUGAUCACCGACGAGAUUCGUUUCAGUAUAAUAGACGCCGUUUACUUGAGACCAGGUAUUUGGGAUUGUCAAAGGUACGAGAAAACCGUUGGCCCGUCAAGGAAGGAACUUUUCGUGGAAGUAACAAAUCUGAUUAAUCAACAGAAUCAGCUUGAUCCAGAGCUCACACCCGAAGAAGUGGAGAAACAAUGGAAGAAUUUGAAGGAUACCUACGUGAAGACAAGAAAGAAGCUUUCAUACAACAACGAUAGCAUGCCAGUGACUCCGAAAUGGAAAUUCUACAGCUCCCUGAUGUUUUUGGAUGAUUUGUUCAGAACAUUACAAAACGACGAAUCGAUGAACGCGAAACGCAUACCACCUCCGCCGUCGGAAGAUGCUGAAGAUGAGGACGAGUAUAUGGCAUUUUGUCGUUCCCUUCUACAUCCACUACGAGAGAUCGCAUACAAAGACCGUAUUCAGUACCUUAAAGUUCAGAAAGCAAUUCGUGAUCUUUUACAUGACGCACAAAUGGAUAUGCUUCUCACUCAUAUGCGAUAG